Messenger RNA from Solanum pennellii, 774 nucleotides. Its product is annotated as protein PLANT CADMIUM RESISTANCE 2-like. The record is from RefSeq and is a predicted model, not a curated record. NCBI's taxonomy places the organism in Eukaryota, Viridiplantae, Streptophyta, Magnoliopsida, Solanales, Solanaceae. The coding region runs from base 87 to 542 and encodes 151 amino acids. The transcript has 4 exons.
AUCUUUCACAAAAGCUACAUACUUUUUUUGUAUCUUUCAUUUAAUUUUCUCUCUAAAAAAAAUUCUUAUUAAAUUUUUAAGUUAUCAUGAACCCCUCAACUCAACCAGCUUACGGCGAAAAACCUAUGACCGGAACUUGGUCUACUGGGCUUUGUGAUUGUUUCUCUGAUGUCUCGAGUUGUUGUUUAACUUGCUGGUGUCCAUGUAUUACAUUUGGACAAAUUGCUGAAAUUGUCGACAAAGGAACAGUUUCUUGUGGUGCAAGUGGAGCUUUAUAUUUUUUAAUAGAAGCAUUAACAGGAUGUGGAUGUAUUUAUUCAUGUUUUUAUCGUACAAAAAUGAGAAAACAAUACAUGUUACCAGAAAGCCCUUGUGGGGACUGUUUGCUUCAUUUUUGUUGUGAAUGUUGUGCUUUAUGCCAAGAACAUCGUGAACUCAAACAUCGUGGAUAUGACAUGUCUAUUGGUUGGCAAGGAAAUAUGGAUAACCAAAAUGGAGGGAUAGCAAUGGCUCCAGGAGUUCAAGGAGGAAUGACUCGAUAAAUAUUGGAUUUUAUUUAUAUUAAUAAUAAUAAUAAUAAUAAAAUUUGAAUUUGUCUAGUGUGAUUAUAUUUAAUUUUGAUGAUGAAAUUAAUUGUGAUUGUGAUGAUUUUGGAGGUAUAUGUAUGGUGAAAUUAUUGGUGGUUAUGUGACAUUCGCUAGUGGAUAAUGAAAAAAUAAAUUUGAAUGUUGAUUUUGUAUUCAAUAAUAUAAUCGGUCAGGUCAUUGUAUAAUA